GAUAAAUUUUAUCUCACCGUUGGAAUCGGUGUUAAUCGCCUUGGGAUCCGAGAACCUGCAUGGAAUUAAUUCUGGCACAUUAUACGUCAUCAAGAAUGGCGAACUCAGCAGCAGAUGCUUCAUGAACUUCAAAAAUUCCGGCUAUAUUUAGCCGGAGACCUUCUUCGGCUUCACACUGAAACCGAUGGAAAUUCCCAGGUUACAUUAUCAGCGCGAAAUUCUGUUUGAAAAUCUUCGAAAAAGCUUCCAAGGUUUUUUGUUGUUGCUUUGAUGACAUAAUUGAAUAAAGCAUGUCAUACCUUCCAGCGUAUGUGUUGGUCAGCUUGUUCCUGCUAUUCAAUGUAUACUUGGCAGCACUGGCGGAAAUUUCAGGGCAUCUCAACAGGGGUGUCAAGAUUCCACACCCAACAACCGUCGCAGAAUUAAAUGACAUUGUUCCUUCCUUGAAGAGAUUAGCGGGGCAAAACCCAUCUUACGUGGCUCUGCUGAUCUCCAGCGCAAUUGUGUAUUCGCGGGCAUUUUGCAUGCCAAGCAACCUCCUUUUGAGAUACGCUGCUGGAGCCGUGUUUCCGACCAAAAUUGCGCUACCACUCGUUUCGGCAGCAUUAACUUGCGGAAGCGCGUGCAGUUAUUUUUUGGCACUGCAUUGCGUGAAGCCAUUGCUUCUCGAUCAAUUUCAGGAGAGAAUAGACUUCAUGCGACGACAUGUUCAGAAGAACCCAAGAGCAGCAGUUUUCCUCAUCACGGGCCUCACGAUUUUCCCGCUGUCGCCGACGUAUCUAAUCAACAUCCUGUCACCUUUAUUGGAUGUUCCUGUUGGACACUUCGUCGUUUCUGCUUUCUUCGGGAGUCUUCCAGAAGCCGUUUUUCUGGUGGACUGUGCCAAAGACCUACCUGACAUCGAACAUACUCGAGAUUUCCUGACAACGACGAAAGUUGCGUUGAAUAUGCUACUCGGAAUGGCCAUCAUCCUUCCAGGUGUUUGGCUCGGAACUUGCCAAAUCUCGUCAUCAUCAACCAACGCUGAUGCUUGCAGAAUUACUUUGCCGACCUUGAUGAGGUCAGCAUCGACAGAGAGUGAUAUUCGACGGCUGAUCGCGUCGGACCUUAUGGGUCAAUCCACUCACGACCCUAGGGAUUCUCUCAGGAUUCGAAGGCCUUCGAAGCAUUCUGCGCAAUUUCCUGUUGCUGAGAUUCGAAAUUAAACUCACAAAUUAUUUCUAUCAGCACUCUCUGAUUCAUUGUUGAUGCUCAUGAAAAGAAAUAAGAGGUUUUCAAAAUUGAUAACAUA
Messenger RNA from Notodromas monacha, 1291 nucleotides. The record is from the annotation of a GenBank genome assembly. Lineage: Eukaryota; Metazoa; Arthropoda; Ostracoda; Podocopida; Cyprididae.